Myxocyprinus asiaticus (Chinese sucker) is the source of this 7226-nucleotide messenger RNA. RefSeq names its product golgin subfamily A member 3-like. The record is from RefSeq and is a predicted model, not a curated record. Lineage: Eukaryota; Metazoa; Chordata; Actinopteri; Cypriniformes; Catostomidae. The transcript has 21 exons. The coding region runs from base 991 to 5001 and encodes 1336 amino acids.
AUCAAUAUUUAAGUCCUUUUUUACUAGAAAUCUACUUCUACUUUUGUUUUUUGGUGAUUUGCAUUCUUUGUGCAUAUUGCCACCUACUGGUUGGGGCUGGUAAAAGGUGGAGAUUUAUAUUAAAAAAGGACCUAAAUAUUGAUCUGUUUCUCACCCACACCUAUUAUAUUGCUUCUGAUAAUAUGGAUUAAAGUAAACCACUGGAGCCGUAUGGGCUAUUUUUAUGAAGCCUUUCUGUGGUUUUUUUGGAGCUUCAAAGUUCUGGCCACUGUUCACUUGCAUUAUAUGGACCUACAGAGCUGAGAUAUUAUUUUAAAAAUCUUCAUUUGGGUUCUGCAGAAGAAAGAAAGUCAUACUCAUCUGGGAUGGCAUGAGGGUGAUAUGAUAAUACUGUGUUUAUAAUACUGGGUGAAUAUAUGAUAAGAGAAUUUUUCAUUUUUGGGUGAACUAUUUCUUUAAAGUGCUAUGGUGAAGUGAAAAAUUAGUGACUUGAAAUUUCAGUCUAUUCCACACACAAAGCUAGUAUGGCUUGACAAGACUUGGAACACAGGGCACAAGUUUUACAGAAUUGUAAUUUUUUUUAUUUUUUUGAAGCUUGAUAAGACAUGAUUAUAACAGUUCAAGGUUGGGCAAGGAGGAGGCGGGAACCGGCUGAACAGUAAACAUAAAGGUUUAAUGUCAAACUUAACUUAAAACAAAUGUAAACAAACACGGACACACAUGCAACAACAUGGCCGCGUGCGUCUCUCUCUCUCUCUCUCUCUCUCUCUCGAACUGUCGCCUCCGGCUCCCCUUUAUCUCACUGUCCCACUGAUCAGCUGAUUCAGCACCGGCCGUGCACCAUCACGGCCCAGCCAUGCCCUCCUCCUCGUCACAGUGAUCAAUAAGAAAUGUCGUAUGGCAUCAUAAGAGGUGUGUAAAGAAUCUUCAAAAAUUUUCCUUUUGUGUUCCACUGAAACAACAAUAGCAUUCGUGGUUGGAAGAAACUGCAUGAGGACUCGUCGCUCAACUCCUAAGAGCCGCCCAUUCAGCACUCUGGACCCAGAACUGAUGCUCCACCCCGAGGCUCUCCCACGGGCCAGUACUGUUGCCAUGACGAAGGAAUACUCUUUCUUGCGCACCAGCGUUCCUCGUGGUCCCAAACUGGGAAGCCUCGGAAUCCCUUCCACCAAGGAGAAGAAAUCUAAAUCAUCGAGUUCAAGCAAGAUCCACUCUCUGGCUGACUAUAAAUCCCCUGAUUCUGACCAUAAAAGCGCAGAGAUGUCUGGUGGUGUAGUUUCAGCAUCUGCUGACUCGUCGUUUAGCUCGCUGCAUUCAACCAUCAGCUCUGUUUCCACUGUUUCCGAAAUUAACAUCAGCUCUGAGACCAACACCCGUUUGGAAUCAUCUCAGCCAAUCAGAGACAAUAUCUCUGAGGUGGAUGGAAGCGAAUCAGGUUUUAGGGCAGAUGGCAAUGACAGCGAUAGCUCAUCCUAUAGUAGUGUGUCUACUACAGGGGCUUAUAAUAUGUUAGCGGCACUAGUGAACAGGCCAAAGGCUCCUUAUACUGUAGAAGGGAGGGAAAUUGCUGCAGAAGCCAUGGGCCAGUUCCCAUCACUACAGGAAGUCCUGCAAGCGGCCACUGAUGAGCAGCACAUGGAGGAGCUGGAACAGGAAAGAGAGGGCAGCGUAGAGCCACGUAGUCGCCGAGACAGCUUCUGCAGCAGUGUGUCAUAUGGAAGCUCUGUGAUGGGGACUCAUGAUGAGAUGCUCCAGGUUCUGAAAGAGAAAAUGAGGUUAGAAGGGCAACUGGAGUCCCUGUCCUCCGAGGCCAAUCAGGCUCUAAAAGAAAAAACGGAGCUUCAGGCGCAACUGGCCACAGUGAGUACACAGCUGCAGGCUCAGGUGGAACAGACCCUGGCCAGCCAGGAUAGGCAGAGUGCCCUCACCUCAGAGGUCACCACGCUACGCUCCAACUGCUCAGCGCUGGAGAAGGCCAUGGUGGAACUUCAGGCCAGUCUGGAGGGGAAGAAUGCCAGCCUGACCUCGGUGGGCAACGACCUGCAGCUGGCCGAGGAGCAGUACCAGAGGCUGAUGGGUAAAGUGGAAGAGAUGCAGCAAAGCCUGAACACCAAGGACAGCACAGUAUCUGAGCUGCGGCAGCAGAUGGGAGGCCUUCAGACGCAGCUUCAGCGGGUCCAGGCUGAGAGGAACGCUCUGCAGAGCAGACUGAAGACCUCGCAGGCAGAGGUGGACUCGCUGCAGCAGCUCCGCCUCUGGUACCAGCAGCAGCUGACUCUGGCACAGGAGGCACGCGUACGACUGCAGGGAGAGAUGGCUAACAUGCAGGCAGGCCAAAUGACUCAGAUCGGCAUGUUAGAAAAUCUGAAGAUGGAGAACGUUACUCUGGCGCACCAACUCACAGAGUCGAAACAUCGCUCUAUAAAAGAAAAGGAAAGGAUUGCUGUACAGUUACAGAGCAUAGAGGCGGACAUGAUGACACAAGAAUCAGCCAUACUUCAGAUCCAGGAGGCGAAGACGAUGGUGGAGGAAGAUCUUCAGCACAAGCUGGAGGAGUUUGAAGAUGAGCGUGAGCAUCUGCUCAAACUAGCCAACACAGCCACAACACUGGAGAGAGAGCUAGAGCAGGUAAAACUCACUCUCUCCCAGAAAGACGCCCAGCUGGAGUCAUUCCAGCGUGAGCACCUAGAGCUGAUGAAGCAGCUCACCACUACUCAGGAGACUCUCCAAACCAAAGAGCAGGCCCUCAACCAGCUGGAGGCACGUUACGAGGAGCUCCAGGCCCAUCUGGAAGAGCUGCAGGCAGAUGCCACAGUUAAAGAAGAGACGCUGCAGUAUCUCCAGAAUGAGAAAAUUGUCCUGGAAGUGGCUCUGCAAGCAGCGCGUGCAGAUAAAAGCGAGCUUGAUGAAGGAGCAGAGAGGCUGGGAGAGGAAGUGCUGCUGGCCUCCGAUACACUUGACCAGCUCAGACAGGAAGUGCAGGUUAAAGCAACACAGAUUGAAUCUCUACAAAAAGAGAAUGGCACCCUCAAAAAACAAGCACAGAAACUAAAAGAGCAGUUCAUGCAGCAAAAGGUGAUGGUUGAAGCGUACAGGAGAGAUGCCAGCUCCAAAGACCAGCUGAUAUCCGAGCUGAAGGCAUCUAAGAAGCGUCUGGGGGCGGAGGUGAAGGGCCUGAAGCAGGAGCUGUUGAGAAUGGAAGGAGAGAAGAAGAGUGCCGAGCAGGAACAGGCUCAUCUGCAGAAGGAAGUGGAGAGAGUCCAGCAGCAGAUGAACGGUCUGGAAGCCCAUCUACAAUCCGUAAAGACGGAAAGAGACCAACUUGACUGUCAACUGCAGUCUCUUCAGUUUGACCAGAACCAGCUGGCAGCAGUGACCGAAGAGAAUGAAAGUCUGAGGAAUAGGAUCGAACAAAUGCAAAAUGAAGCCAGAAAGGCCAUCUCGGAUCAGAAGGUGAGAAUGAAGCGUUUGGGCACAGAUUUGACCAGCGCACAGAAGGAGAUGAAGGCCAAGCAUAAGGCCUAUGAGAAUGCAGUGGGCAUUCUAAGCCGCAGGCUGCAGGAAGCCCUCACAGCCAAAGACACAGCUGAGGCUGAACUCAGCAAACUCAGAGCUCAGGUUUCAGAGGGAGGAAAUAGCCAGGAACAUCAGGCCAAGGUGGAGUCCCUACAGGCAGAGUUGCAGGCAGUGAGCCAGAGUAAAGCCAUGCUGGAGAAAGAGCUGCAGGAGGUCAUCACCCUUACCAGCACUGAGCUGGAGGAAUAUCAGGAGAAAGUGCUGGAAUUGGAGGAUGAACUCCAAGAGUCACGAAAUUUUAAAAAGAGAAUACGUCGUCUGGAGGAUGUGAAUAAGAAGCUUGUGCUGGAGUUGGAGCAUGAGAAAGGGAAACUGUCUGGUCUUGGGAAGUCCCAUAGUGCAUUGCGAGAACAUGCCAAUAUUUUAGAGGCUGCACUGGCCAAGAGGGAAGCAGAUCUGGUCCAGCUCAACCUGCAGGUUCAGGCAGUAUUAAAGCGUAAAGAAGAAGAGGACCAGCAGAUGAGACAGUUGGUGCAGACGCUGCAGGCUGCUCUGGAGAAGGAGAAAAUGAAAGUCAAAGAUCUGACGGAGCAGGUGGCAGAGGCCAAGCUGGAGGCCGCCCAUAACCGCAGGCACUACAGAGCAGCCAUGAUGGAACUGAGUGAGAUAAAGAAAGACCUGCAGGCCAAAGAAGAGCUUGUCAAAGCUCUGCAGAAAGAGGCUAAGACACUUGCUGCUAAGGAUGAGAAGCACUCUGAGGAGGUUUCUCAUUUCCAGGAGGAGUUAGCUGAUGCUCACACUCAACUCCAGAUCCUACAGAAGCAACUGGACGAUGAGCUCAACAAACAGCCCCUCACCAACCAAGAGGUGGAGGAUCUGAAGUGGGAGGUGGAGCAGAGACAGCGGGAGAUUGAGACGCAGAAACAGCAGCUGGAGAUGGUGGAACAGUGUCAUCAGAGAGAGAUGGACACCCUGCAGGAAACUCUACAGAGGAUAAAGGUGGAGCUGGAGAUGGUGCAGGAGGAGCUGAAUGGCACACAGAAGGAUAAAUUCUUACUGCAGGCUAAAGUGGGAGAGCUGAGGAACAGUAUGAAGACCGUUCUUCAGCAGAACAACCAGCUCAAACAGGACCUCAAAAACAGCAGGCUCAGAAAGCGGAUGGAUCUGAAGGGGGAGUCAACCCCAGCGACGCCAGUAAAAAUCCCAGACUGCCCUGUUCCCGCUUCCCUUUUAGACGAACUGUUGAAACCCUCAACAUCUGUUAAUAAAGAACCUCUCAAUAACCUCCACAACUGUCUGAGACAGCUGAAGCUGGAGAUGGACAGUCUUCAGAAGCAGAUGGAAGAACACACGGUCACAGUGACGUCAUUGGCAAGUGCAGAGGAAGAGCUCCACAGACUGGGUCUCCACGACGAUAGUAGCAAUGAUUCAUCCAAUAAAGAGGCGAAUGAUGACGAAGUAAAGGGGGAGAUGAUGUCCUUAUAAGACACAAAGAAUCCUUUAAAGACACUGUCUGAGAGAGUUUUAUAUUCAUUGGCACUUUAAAGAAAAAAGAAAAGUUUCUUUGUUUAUUUGUUAUCAACUGCCAAUAUUUGGCUUUCAUUACAAAGAACGUUCGGAUGAAUGUUUGUGUUUCUUUGCACCAUAGCUUUAUUCUUUUGGGGGUAAUAUUGGUGUUUGUUUGUUUGUUUGUUGUGUUAUUUCAUUUGUCACCAUUAUUUAUUUUCAGUGUGUAAUUUACAGAUCUGCUCUCUCCAUCUGAUCUCGCCAUUUAUCUCACUUGUAAUUUCAAGUAGUCACUCACCUGACGUUCAGCUUUGAUUUAUUUUUUAUUUUUUUCCUUUCUCAUCUCAUACGAGGUGAAGAAAGAGGACUGUGAGGGCUACUGCUAGGCUGCAAAGUCCUGCAGGAGUGAAAAAAUCUAUAGGCAACAUCCACGGCCCUAUUUGGUCAGAUGUACAUUUUAUAAAUCUGAAUGAUCAUAAUACACUGUCUGGUGGUAUUUCGCACUUCCUGCAUGGAGGAUUCAGCAGCUGAACUGUUCUUCCAUUCCUCUGUGCCUGUGAAUGAGCUGAUCUCUCAUUCCAACACUGGAAAGAUGCUUGUUAGGGCUGAUCUCGAGCUGUUCCCUGCAAUACAAUACAUUCAUAAUCCACAAAAGAAUAUGACCCAUAUCUAUAAAGCAUCUUAGUAUCUGAGCAUGGAUCAGCUUUCCCAUUUCCAGAAUGCUGUUUUUGAGAGGUUGUAAACUGAUCUUGGAUCAGCAUUCUUUUGUUUAGCUCAGGCCUCAGAUCAACAACGUUUGAAGUCUACAGCAAUGCUGACAAUUUCCUGUCUACGUACACUCUGCACUGUAUACCGCUUUACCUGUAAGUCUCAGAAUUUAGGUUUACCUAUAAAGGGAUGGUUCAACCAAAAAUAAAAAUUCUGUCAUGAUUUAUUCAUGAUACAACAACAUGAGUGCGAGUAAAUUUUGGGGGGAACUUUACCUUUAAGCCUAUUUUGUUAAACAUUCUCUGUCUCAUUGUGGGAAUCAUAAUGGGACUCUGGAGGCUGUAAUUUCAAUACCAUAGUUCACAUAGUUUUAUUUCCCAGGAAUUAAGAACAUUUAAGCCUCAGGAAUGUGUUGGCAUUCUUUAGGAAAUGGGAGAUAGGGAGAAAGCAGUGACCCUUUUGUACAGGGUCAUGAAUACAUCUCAGUACAUCAGGUUAUCUGGUUUAUGCCAUUGGUUUGACAGUUAACAUGAAAGUUCUUCAUUGCUCUUGAUCUGUUUGAGUUUGACUCAACUAGGUCGAUUUAGGGCUGCGCCUUAAAAGUGAUACAGAAUCCCUUAAAUAAUAGUAAAAAUGUAUAGCUUGAAUGAUCUUGCUUAAAUAUUUUUGUUGAGAGAUCUUGGGAAAUAAUGUAAAAUAGGUAAUCUUGGAUGAAUGUGUUCUUGAAAGUGCUGUUGAGUGUGUUGUAUGUAUAUACAGUACAUAGGAAGGGUGUUGACUUGUAUUGCACAACUGAUAAAAUAAAAGCUUACUGACUUUCAGGUAUGGACAGAUGUAAAAUAUUGUUACUUUUUGUUGGAAAACUGUUGGACUUUUUUGCCUAUGUUGAUACUAUGUUCACUUAUUUAAAAACAUUUUCACCUCGCAAAAUUCUCAUGGAUGGUUUGCCAUUACAGCCUUAAUUAUUGGACAUGUAUGUAUAUUUUGGCAAAUGCAUUUAAUAAGGUGUAAUAUUUUUGUCUUUCCCUGAUGUCUUCAUUUCACAAACGCUUAUCGGUUUUCUGUACAGUAGGUCUGGACUUCAAUGUGUAAUUGGCUUGAACUGUUUACAAAGUACAAGUAUGUUCUCAAAUGGUGAGUUGCUGACAUGUAAUAACCUUUAGGCUGCUUCAAAUGCUUAAAAUGUAAAUUUGUUAAAACGAUCAAUUAAUAUUAAUAACUAAAGGGAGGGAACUGUUUUUAAUUCUUUGAAAAUAUACUGUGUGUUAAUACUGAACUGACCGUUAAAAGCAUGAGUUUCUGUAUAAUGUUUCAAUUAAGAAAACAGUUUAAUUUUUUGCUUGCUCUGCAUUUUAACAUAUUGAUAAUUAUUGAGUGUAAAAUAUAAAUCAUUCUGUAAAACGAUCACUUCUUGUCUUCUGUGAAUAUGUAAUGUUUUUUUAGAAGAAUACUAUGAUUUAAAAAAAUAAAGCUCAAAAUUAGAUUUCAAGUCCAAA